AUGAGUCGUUUGCCUCAUCAGAUUAUGGCAAAGAAACAAGAUGCAACAAGAGAUGUUGAGUUUAUACAACAUGAAAAUCACUUUAAUGAAACAAUGAAAUUGGUUGAUACGCUAAGAGCUGAAGCACAAGCAUUUCGUGACCAAGUUGCUGUACUGCUAUCCAACCAAUAUGAUAUAGCCUCUCUUGUCUCAAGCAUCUAUGGCCUAAACUUGGAAACUUCAGAACCUGUUCAGGGCUCUGCUUUACAAGCUGCGAAUGAUGCAGAGGCUGCCAUGGCCUACUGUCAAGACGAAAUACUACCUCAGCUUGAUACCAUUGAUCAACUUGUUGUUCGUCCUGCAUUAGAGCUUCAUGAGAUAUCCAAGACGAUACAAAAGACGAUCGUGAAGCGUAACCACAAGAUGGUUGAUUACGAUCGACAUAGGGCCAGUCUAAACAAGCUCACAAGCAAGGCUGAACGUAGUAUGAAUGAUGAAAAGGCAAUCUUCAAGAUACAGAGUCAACUAGAGACAGCAACCCAAGAUUACGAAUACCUCAACAACACUCUAAAGCACGAACUUCCGAUAUUCUUUCAAUUAUUAUCACAUUUAGUUCAACCCAUCCUUGAGAACUUGUAUCAUCUGCAGACCAAGAUUUAUGGCAUGAUUUAUGCAAGAUGCUAUGAAUUGGUGACGGCAAACCAACAUCAUUUUGUCACUCAGGGAAUGGAUAUCCAAGGGGGAUACCAGUGGAGAUUAAACCAUUACAACGGACAAGCAGAGAUGGAGAAUCUUGACUUGCUUCAUGCUAAAGGGAAAGCGUGGUUAAGUGCCUCCGGUAGCACGGAUAAUUCCAAGUUUUCGCUUCAAGAAAGGGCCGCCUUAAAAAACACUAAUCACACUACUGCAUCACAUGCAGCCAAUGACGAAACAAUAAAGAAAUAUGUGGUAGCACUCUAUGAUUAUGAUGCACUUGCUCAAGGUGACUUGAGCUUUAGAAAGGAUGACAAGAUCGAAUUAGUAAACAGAACUCAAGAUGCCAACGACUGGUGGACAGGCAAGCUGAGAGGACAGACAGGUGUAUUUCCUGGCAACUAUGUUCAAGAGAUAUAA
Rhizopus microsporus ATCC 52813 is the source of this 1092-nucleotide messenger RNA. Its product is annotated as BAR-domain-containing protein. Gene Ontology annotation, cellular component: medial cortex; mating projection tip; actin cortical patch. NCBI's taxonomy places the organism in Eukaryota, Fungi, Mucoromycota, Mucoromycetes, Mucorales, Rhizopodaceae. Gene Ontology annotation, molecular function: protein binding; lipid binding. Gene Ontology annotation, biological process: actin cortical patch localization; plasma membrane tubulation; endocytosis. Bases 1 to 1092 code for a protein of 363 amino acids. The transcript is spliced from 6 exons. The record is from RefSeq and is a predicted model, not a curated record.